AUGUGGAAGGGUGUGCGGCCGGGUGCGGAGAUCUCGUUUGUUUACGAUCUGAAUGAAAAUGUCGACGGAGAGUUUAUUUGCCUAGAUGAAACUCGGCGAGUAGUUUUACUGCGUAUGUGUUUUUCAAGGUGCCAGGCAACUAUUUAGGGAAACCAUCUAAAAGUGGACGGCAAAACACAUACGAUAUUUUUAUGUAUCGGCUAGACUACAUUAAGGAUUUGAAGUCUUCUAAUGCAAAUCCGAUCACAAAUUAUCCGGACCUGGAUUUGGAUAAGGUGACCUUUUUCAUGCCGAGUGUAUACUCUAGAUUACCGCACGCACAUUAAGAAAUGAAAAAAUCGAGCGAGAGCGUUUAAAACUAUAUGAACCUGGCGUUUCUAAAGAUGCCAGGGAACUAUUUGAGCACUUUUACAAGACGUUCGUUGUCCUCUUAAUUUUCUAUGCUUGUGUAGUCUACCAACUCCGCCUAAGUGGGAGAAGCCGAACAUCCAAGUUUUCGAACAAACCAUCAUUAAACCACCCUACACUGUCAGUAGCGUGAGCACAAAACACGAAUCGAGCAAGGCAAAGUUAGAAGGAGAAUAUGUAAAGAAGCUGGUAGGUUUUUGCAGUUAUUGUGUAACGGUUUAGGUCGAAAAAUUCUACUGCGAGAGAAAUCCUGGGUCCUGA
Spirometra erinaceieuropaei is the source of this 669-nucleotide messenger RNA. The record is from the annotation of a GenBank genome assembly. NCBI's taxonomy places the organism in Eukaryota, Metazoa, Platyhelminthes, Cestoda, Diphyllobothriidea, Diphyllobothriidae.